Lacerta agilis (Sand lizard) is the source of this 1504-nucleotide messenger RNA. RefSeq names its product crystallin zeta (gene CRYZ). Gene Ontology annotation, cellular component: cytosol. The record is from RefSeq and is a predicted model, not a curated record. The transcript has 9 exons. The coding region runs from base 105 to 1097 and encodes 330 amino acids. Lineage: Eukaryota; Metazoa; Chordata; Lepidosauria; Squamata; Lacertidae. Gene Ontology annotation, molecular function: quinone reductase (NADPH) activity; mRNA 3'-UTR binding; NADPH binding.
UGCGCAGGGGUGUCGAAGAUAAGCAGGCGAACCGAGGCUGUGGUUUAAGCGGAGCUCGUUUGGAUAGGCGCGCAAUCACGUCGUUCUAUUGCAAGAGGGUUGCUAUGGCAGCCGGGAGAAAUGUGAUGAGAGCUGUCAAAGUGUUUGAAUUUGGUGGACCUGAAGUGCUUAAGCUUCAAGCAGAUAUUCCCUUGCCAAUUCCAGGAGAUAACCAGGUUCUCAUUAAAGUUCAUGCAUGUGGCAUUAAUCCAGUGGAGACCUAUAUUCGUUCUGGGACUCAUGCUAUAAAACCAGCUUUACCUUACACACCUGGUUCAGAUGUGGCUGGGGUAGUACAAGGUGUUGGGGAACAUGUAACUACUUUCAAGAAAGGAGACAGGGUUUUUACCCUUCGUACCAUUUCUGGCGGUUAUGCCGAAUAUACCAUUUCAUCAGUUGACACAGUCUUUUCCUUGUCUGAUAAACUGGACUUCAAGCAAGGUGCCGCAAUUGGAAUUCCAUAUUUUACUGCUUACCAUGCUCUCUUUCAAAAAGGAUCUGCUAAAGCAGCAGAAACCGUGCUAGUCCAUGGAGCAAGUGGAGGGGUUGGAAUAGCAGCAUGUCAGAUUGCAAGAGCUUAUGGCCUGAAGGUCUUUGGCACAGCUGGAACAGAGGAAGGGAUGAAACUAGUUUUGCAAAACGGAGCCCAUGAGGCAUUUAAUCACAAGAAGAAGGAUUAUCUCACUCAGAUUAAGGAAGCUGCUGGUGCACACGGCAUAGAUGUGGUAAUAGAGAUGUUGGCAAAUGUCAACCUUGCCCAUGACUUGCAACUGCUGUCAAGUGGAGGCAGAGUGAUGAUUGUGGGCAGCCGUGGUCCCAUUGAGAUAAACCCCAGGGACACUAUGCUGAAAGAAUCAAGCAUCAGAGGACUUUCUUUAUUCUCUGCAUCUAAGGAUGAGCUGCAUGAAUGUGCAGCCUCAGUUCUGGCUGGUGUAGAAGCUGGCUGGCUGAAACCAGCAGUAGGCCCUGAAUAUGCACUGGAGAAGGUGGCAGAGGCUCAUAAAGACAUAAUACACAGCCCAGGUGCCUUGGGGAAGAUGGUGCUUCUCAUGUGUUAAAUGGUGCCUCCACACCAAUCGUACAAUCGCUGCUCACAGUUGUUAACGUAGCACGUUCCGAAUACUCCUCAAAAUGUGGUUCAGGUAUAAGAUGCAAUAAGCACUAAUUUGGGGAAAUAUUUGAAUAUCAAGUUUAAAAAAAGAUGACAUGCUUUGUAUUUCUGACUUAGACACUCUGCUGUUUGGGGGUGGUCUUUUUUCUUGCAGGUCUUUGUAAAAGAUCCUUGUUUUGCACCCGCAUGGUAUUGCUAUAUUGCGGACUACCAUUUCCACACAUGAACGUGCUAAACGUGCUUUUGGGCCUACAUAAGGGAGUAUUAGAAACACACUGUUUUGGCUUUAAUUUGCUAACUACAGAAUUACGUUUCAGAAUCCCUCUUCUUUCAAAAUAAAUACAAGGAAGACAG